AUGUUUGCAACUCAGCUUCGUAGUCGGCUUCCGAUUCUGAGCUCCUCCGUCCGCCACCGGACUUUCUCGGCGACGGCCGCCAAGCCCGCCGAUUUCACCCAUGCCGUCAUUGGCGGCGGCGUAGUCGGCCUGGCCGUGGCGCGGGCGCUGGCGGCCCACGGCCCGACGGUGCUGCUCGAGCGCCACACGGCCGUCGGGACCGAGACGUCGGCGCGCAACAGCGAGGUCAUCCACGCGGGCAUCUACUACGGCGCCGACUCGCUCAAGGCGCGGCUCUGCAUCCGGGGCAAGCAGCAGCUGUACGACUUUUGCGCCGGGCGCGGCGUCGCCCACGCGCGGACGGGCAAGUGGCUCGUCGCGCAGACCCCGGCGCAGCGCGCGCGGCUCGACGAGAUCCACGCGCUGUGCCGCGACGCGCUGGGCGUGCCGACGCGCUGGGUCGGCGAGGCGGAGGCGGCGCGCCGGGAGCCCGGGGUGGCGGCGCGGGCGGGCGUGCUCGAGAGCCCCUCGACGGGCAUCGUCGACUCGCACGGCCUCAUGACGGCGCUGCUGGCGGACCUCGAGGACCGGGGCGGCGAGCUGGCGCUCGGCGCCGACGUCGUGGGCGCGGCGCCGCUGGGCGAAGGCGGCAGGGGUGCCGGCGGGUGGGAGGUGCGCGUGCGCGACCGGCAGAGCGGCGAGGAGUCGGCCAUCACGAGCGAGACGCUCGUCAACGCGGCCGGGCUCGGCGCCGCGGCCGUGCACAACAUGAUCGCGCCCUCCGCCGAGCGGCGGGUGCGCCUCUUCUUCGCCAAGGGCAACUACUUCAGCUACUCGGGCGGCGGCAGCAGCGUCCCGCGCGUCAAGACGCUCAUCUACCCCGUGCCCGAGCCGGGCCUCGGCGGCCUGGGCACGCACCUGACGCUGGACCUGGCCGGGCGGAUGCGCUUCGGCCCGGACGUCGAGUGGGUGGACUCUCCCGACGACCUGGCCGUCAACGCGGCGCGGCUGCCCGACGCCGUCAGGGAGAUCAAGAAGUACCUGCCCGGGAUCGACGAGCGGGACCUGACGCCCGACUACGCGGGCAUACGGCCCAAGCUGAGCGGUCCCGGGUCCGAGGACUUCGCCGACUUUAUAAUACGAAAAGAGGAAGGAUACGAGGGCUGGAUCAGUCUCUUGGGCAUCGAGAGUCCCGGCUUGACUAGUUCAUUGGCCAUAGGGGAGAUGGUAGAGGGCCUCUUGUAUAAAUAA
Thyridium curvatum is the source of this 1230-nucleotide messenger RNA. RefSeq lists its product as uncharacterized. Bases 1 to 1230 code for a protein of 409 amino acids. Gene Ontology annotation, cellular component: mitochondrion. The record is from RefSeq and is a predicted model, not a curated record. Lineage: Eukaryota; Fungi; Ascomycota; Sordariomycetes; Thyridiales; Thyridiaceae. The transcript has 2 exons. Gene Ontology annotation, molecular function: (S)-2-hydroxy-acid oxidase activity; (S)-2-hydroxyglutarate dehydrogenase activity.